UCGAUUGGUUAUCCAGUAUGAUUUAGGUGCGUGUUUUAUUGCUGGAGCUACUUAGAUUGGCAAUUUCUUUUUAUUUAAAUUUAAUUUAAUAGAUUUAAGCUGGCUUGCCGAACGCUCACCGGUAAAUAGCAAACAUUAAAUUGAAACCAAUUGCACGACUUCGGUUAUCAGCAAUUAUUUCAAUGAGAAAGAUAUGAUUAAAAAAUAAUAAGAGGUAAGGGAACAGACUUGAUUUUUGUAACGAAUGCUAUGCAUAAAAGGAAGGCAAUAUAAUCAGCGAACACGUAGGAACACAAAAACAAAAAAUUAAAAAGUAAUAUUUAUCUCUGUUGUUUUUAUUUUUGAGAAAGAGUACGAAAGCGGUGUGACUAAAAUCACGAAAGAAAAAGUGCUUUCGUGUCACUUAAAAAGCCAAUACACUUGUAAAAAACCAACAAACAAUUGCAUACACUAAAACCAGAGAGCGCAUAUUUAUAUAUACAUAUGUUCUCCAAAAACAACUCCACAAACGACUCGCUGAGGCCAAAAGCUAAUGAAAGUGGAAAAGACGUUUGUAUUGAAUAGAAAAAAUCUAAAAAUAACCAUAAAGAGAUCAACAGUAGUAAAGUAAGGAGAAAAUCUCAAGGAAUAAUGGCUGACGAACAACCAAAUCUUGUUGCUGGACAUCCACCAGCAGUUAAAGCGGGUGGCAUGCGCAUUGUGCAGCAUAAAGCUCCUGCCGCUGAGCGUCCAGCUAAGGAUGCAGAAGAUUGUACCGGAUUGACGCAACCAGUUGCUGUUAAUAGUGGCAUAGUGAGUGGUGCUCCAGUUAAGGGUAAUAUAGAUUAUACGCCACAGGCAGCACAGGUCGCACACUCGCCCAAGCCACCGGCGUUUGUUGCACAAAAACCUCAAAUCAACAUUCAACAACCGCGUAAAUGAGUGUACGCCACACGUUCCAGCCGUUCAAACCUACAGCAACGACAACAGCAACAAUAACAUAAUCAGCUGCAAAAUAACAAAUACAACCAUUACAAUAACAAAAAAAAAAAGCAUUCCAUUUUAAAUAGCCAACAGCAGAUAAAAUGUCUGCCAGUAGAUGAACGGCAGAAAAAGGAUCUAUGAAGCAUAAGAAGUCCUAAAUUGAUUAUUAUUAAAUAACUUUGUAAAACGAAGAGAACACACACAUAUGCUUCAAAGUUGAAAACAUUUGUGAACUAUGUACUCAUACACAUGAAAUUUUUAUAACAUUCGUUAGAAUUUAUAUAAAACUUGUAAAAUUAUUGAAAUUUAAAAUCAUAAUUUUCUUUUGUCACGCAUCUUUGCAUAAACAUAUGUAUAAUUUUACGCACUAUGCUUCCAAAUAUGCACUAUUUAAAUGUAGCACUAUAAGUGUCAUAAGAAAACUUAUACUUGUACUUCAAUGUUUUGAAAAGUAGACUACCAAAUAGCGGUAUAUUUAUUGUAACUAAAGCAUUUUAAAUUAAUUUCAUUCCAAGCGGAAUUGUUUGCACUUAUUUCUUUGAAUACAUAUCUUUGUAAACUAUACGAAAACGAAUAAAAUGUGAUUUUAUAAAAAAUA
Bactrocera oleae (olive fruit fly) is the source of this 1561-nucleotide messenger RNA. NCBI's taxonomy places the organism in Eukaryota, Metazoa, Arthropoda, Insecta, Diptera, Tephritidae. The record is from RefSeq and is a predicted model, not a curated record.